CAGAGCAACCACCACCGAACAAUAACAGUACGAGUACACCCAGUCUCCUCUUCUCAAGUCUCAACUUUGUUGCCUUACCAUCAUUUCAUUUCUCUUUCUCAUGGCUUUCUCCAAGUUUUCUCUGCUUUUCUCGCUCCUUCUUUCUUCCUUUCUCUUCACCACUCAUCCUGUUCUCUGCGACGACGAAGAAGAUAAUCUUUAUCAGGGAAUCAAUGAAUAUCGAAGGUCCUUAAAUUUGACAACUCUAACAAAAAAUGACAAUGCUGAGUGCCUUGCUGAUGAACUAGCUGACCAGUUUAAGAAUCAGCCAUGUACAAACACCACAGGUGCCAAUACAGUACCAGGCACUGAGCCCCAGCUCCCGAAUUACCUAAACCUUUUGGCAAAAUGUCAUUUGAAUGUUUCCAACACAAGGGAUGGAGCUGUAAUGCCCGCUUGUGUUCCUGGCCUGGAUUCGAGCCUUGUCCUCACGAAUUUCACAAAGUCUCUCUACUCUGACAAUCUCAAUGACACAAAGUAUACAGGAAUUGGUAUUGGUUCUGAUAAAAACUGGAUUGUUGUUGUGCUGACCACUAGCACCCCAGAGGGAAGCUUUUUGGAGGCUAGUGCUAAUGGUGCUGAUAUGAUUUCCAAGAUUGGUUUAAUGUACUGUUCAAUGAUCUUGCUAGUACUUGGUAACAUGUUCCUGUUGUGAAUCUAGAAGAUGACUAUUAGCAAGAGAAGGUCUCCCCACCCCCCCUCUUUUUUUUUUGCCCCAGAAGGCAGGUGAAAACAAGCAAGAAAGAAGACAAUUUCUUUCUUAAGAGAUAAAGAAAUCCCUUUGUUACUGUUGUUUCAGUAUUGAUUGUCUGUAGAAUGAUACAGAAGAAUACACGAAAGAACCUAUUCACUCUGGUGGUUGUUAGAUCUUAUUGUCAUCAUCAUCAACAUUUUUUAGGUUAAAGUUUGGAAUUCCAAAUGUCAUGUGAACUUGGAAGCAAUAAAUUGUAUGAUUUGUGACAGUUUACAUGUA
Messenger RNA from Prosopis cineraria, 1012 nucleotides. RefSeq lists its product as uncharacterized. The coding region runs from base 101 to 694 and encodes 197 amino acids. The record is from RefSeq and is a predicted model, not a curated record. The transcript has 2 exons. Lineage: Eukaryota; Viridiplantae; Streptophyta; Magnoliopsida; Fabales; Fabaceae.